Schistosoma rodhaini is the source of this 1662-nucleotide messenger RNA. The record is from the annotation of a GenBank genome assembly. NCBI's taxonomy places the organism in Eukaryota, Metazoa, Platyhelminthes, Trematoda, Strigeidida, Schistosomatidae.
AUGUGUUACCGCUUCCUGUUGUUGAUCGUGUUUCACUUACAUUCAUUAUUAUGCACUAAAAGUGCUUCAGAACUGUGGAUACGUUUUCGUCAAAAUCCAAGUUUUGUUAAGCCAUUUAACUUCAAGUCUUCCGUCUAUUUCAGUUCGACAGAUAAUGAGAAUACUUUGAAAAAAUACAGUAGAGGUUUCCCUAGAGGUAUCUGGGGAACAGCCGCUUUCCCUGAUAUUAUUAGAGGAUUAUCUGACAAUGACACAGGAUAUUCAUUCUGGUCGAAAUAUGAUUCAAUUGUGUUCAAUGAGAGUUAUCGAUUCAAAGAAUCAUUUAAUAAUUUUCGAAAUCAAAUCUAUUCAGAUUCAUGUAUUGAUGAUAAUUUGAAUAAAUGGAAAUGUUGUGAACAAUCUAAUCAUCCUAGUUGUUCCAAAUUACCAACAAAAACAAAAGUUAUUGAGUCUAUGCUAAGUAAUCCACAAGUUGAUAUUAGUUCAGUAUUUGCUUAUUUAUGGUGUACAAAAGUAUGGGCAAAUUUUCAUAACUUUAAUGUUACCCAACAAGAAGAUUUUCUCGAAGAUAUAGAAACAGGUUGUCCAAAUCCAUGUUUUGGAAAUCCAUGUAAAAGUACUCAAGGUGUGAAGAAUCAUAUUUGCCAAGUUACAGGAGCUUUUGAGAAUGAAUAUCAAUGUCAUUGUAAAGAAGAAAUGAUAUGGGAUAAAAAUUUAAGGAUUUGUCUUCCAAUAAAUCCAUGUGAUAGAAAAAGAUUUCAAGUGUGUAUACCUGAAAAUACUCUUCAAUGUAUUGCUUAUAAUACUACUGAAUAUGAAUGUAUUUGUAAAACGGAAUAUAUGGGAAUUGAUUGUUCAUUACCACGUGAUGCAUGUUAUGAACGAGUAGAUAAAUUUCAAUCUAAUGGAAAUGUUAACUGUCAAAUUCAUUUAGGAAAUAUAUGUCAACCUAUUUUAGGUACAGAUUAUUAUCAAUGUAUAUGUUUAGAAAUUUAUCAACCUUUGAUGUAUACUUCUGAACCUAAUUGUUUUGGAAGAAUUAAUCCUUGUCAUACAAUACACAUAAAUGAUGUGCUAACAGACUCAGAUGAAAGCCAAAAUAUUCACCCUACUGCCGUUAUACAUUGGGGUUUAACUUGCCUUAAUGGUGGUCAGUGUGUUGUUUCAGAAGAUUUCACACAUGCUGCAUGUGUUUGUCCCACUGCUCCAGACGGUUCAUUAUUAUAUACUGGAUUGAACUGUGAGUAUUCAGUUGGAGUUUGGUCAUCUUGGACACAGCCUUCACCAUGCUAUCCAGAAGAUUGCGGUUUGUCACGUUAUCGUUGGAGGAGGAGAAAAUGUUUGAACACUACCAUGGUUGAUAAUGUGAUUUACCAUCCUUCAUAUUCGUUAGCUAACUUAAAUGGAACUGAUACCUUAAAAAGAACAAUGCCGCUUCCUUGUCCAGGAGCUUCAGAAGAAAUUUUGCCAUGCCCAUCGCUAGAACCAUGUUUUAAAUCACCUUCCUCAGGUUUUAUGAUGAAUGGAGUUUUCAAUUAUGAAACACUAUAUUAUUUUACAUAUACUACAACUUUUAUCAUGAACACUAUAUAUUUAAAAAGAAAACACUACUUAUUUCAUUUAAAGGAUAGAAGGAUCAUUUGUGCAAUCGUUUACCCUUAA